Penicillium samsonianum is the source of this 1705-nucleotide messenger RNA. Its product is annotated as putative MFS sugar transporter. The record is from RefSeq and is a predicted model, not a curated record. Gene Ontology annotation, cellular component: membrane. Bases 80 to 1705 code for a protein of 541 amino acids. Gene Ontology annotation, molecular function: carbohydrate:proton symporter activity. The transcript has 2 exons. Gene Ontology annotation, biological process: transmembrane transport; carbohydrate transport. Lineage: Eukaryota; Fungi; Ascomycota; Eurotiomycetes; Eurotiales; Aspergillaceae.
UUUGGCGGGGCAAUUGGUGUGGCAUGAUCUCCAAACUCUAGAUCUUGAAUUCGCCUCUUUUCAAUACCAAUUUUGCACCAUGGCGCCGUAUUUUGGUCUCCGCGGCCCUUCGCUGAAUAGGGCUAUCAUGUGGUUGGUCGUGUGCCCGGCCUUUGUGACUUAUGGAUACAAUCAAGGUGUGAUGGGAGGUCUGUUGACCCUGCAAUCCUUCUCCGAGACCUUCCCACAAAUGAACACUCUCACUGCAACCGACGCAGAGAAGACCUAUAACUCUACGAUUCAAGGGCGCGGAUUAGCCCCAGAUGCUUGGUAUCUCCAGCGCUUGACUCAUUUCUCAUGCUACGCUCUUCCAGGCACGGUCGUCGCACUAUAUACUGUUGGUGGAAUAUUUGGUUCGCUGUCAUGCAUUCAAUUCGGUGACAGACUCGGCCGCCGGAAGGUCAUCCUGUUCACCUCCUUCAUCUCGAUGAUUGGCGCUAUCUUGAUGGCAACUUCCUUCUCCCUUGCACAAUUUAUCGUCGCACGACUCGUCCUCGGAUAUGGCACUGGUGGCUAUGUCGCUACCGUGCCUGUCUGGCAAUCCGAGAUCUCGAAGCCCAACAAACGUGGCGCUCACGUAGUGACUGACGGUCUCUUCAUCGGCGCCGGUAUCACCUUCUCUCUCUGGGUCGACUUCGGCUUCUACUUCGUUAAGACCAACUCUGUUUCCUGGCGAUUCCCCUUGGUCUUUCAGGUCCUCCUUUCGCUUAUGGUCAUGUGCUUUGUGAUGCUCUUCCCUGAAUCGCCCCGGUGGCUAGUGAAAAGAGGUCGCACGGAAGAGGCACGGGAGAUCAUGGCCGCGCUCGACGACGUGGACCCUCAGUCGGAACAGAUCACCCUCGAUAUUCGCGAUAUCGAGACCUCCCUAGCCCUUUCCGGAACCGGUUCAUGGAAGGAUAUGCUGAAGAUGGGCGAGCAGCGACUGUUCCACCGCACUGUUCUCGCCUGUAUGGGGCAAAUGUUCCAGCAGAUGUGUGGAAUCAAUCUCAUCACCUUCUACGCCACGACCAUCUUCGAACAAUAUCUCAAGCUCGAUCCCGUCCAGUCUCGUAUUCUCGCCGCAUCCAUGUGCCUAACACAGCCGCUGGGUGGCUUACUGGCCUAUUUCACCAUUGAUCGUCUCGGUCGCCGCGUGCUCAUGCUGUGGAGUGCUGCCGGCAUGUCGGUGUCGAUGGCCAUCCUAGCUGGCACUACUUCCCUCCAAAACAACACCGGCAGCUUGGUCUGCGCCGUAGUAUUCCUUUUCGUCUUUGAAUUCAUCUUCACGGUCGGUUACUCAGGCUUAACCUUCCUAUACGCUACAGAGGUCGCUCCCCUCCAAUGCCGAGCAUCUAUCAGCGCCAUCUCCUCCGCCGCUGUCUGGACGUUCAACUUCCUCCUCGCUGAGGUCACGCCCAUCGGCUUCGCUACCAUAGACUGGCAAUACUAUAUUAUCUUCGCCGUGCUGAACGCCGCCAUCGUGCCGACUGUCUACUUCCUCUUCCCGGAGACUAACGGCCGCACCCUCGAGGAAAUCGAUGAAAUCUUCUUGCAGUCGCGUAGUAUCUUCGAUCCGCCCCGCAUUGCUCGCUCGCUUCCCCGAAUGCACGUUGCAGAGGUUCACGGUAUCGAUUCCAAGGAUGUUGGAAGUGGCGAUGAUGCCACGGCUGAGAAGCCCAAGGUGUAA